Molecule: messenger RNA, 3932 nt
Organism: Etheostoma cragini (Arkansas darter)
Lineage: Eukaryota; Metazoa; Chordata; Actinopteri; Perciformes; Percidae
Gene: furinb
Product: furin (paired basic amino acid cleaving enzyme) b
Exons: 16
Coding region: 837-3347 (836 amino acids)
Biological process (GO): peptide hormone processing
Cellular component (GO): trans-Golgi network; Golgi membrane
Molecular function (GO): serine-type endopeptidase activity
Source: RefSeq, a predicted model, not a curated record
GCAGUUUGUUGUUAUCUCCAUCCAGUAGUGAACCGUUAUAUUGUAUUGUCAAGUAGCUAGUCCCUUAUUCUUACUUUUUUUUUUUCUUUCCGUGUAUUUACUUUGCGUUUGUAAAUUAAUUGCCAGCAAAAAAAGCCAUGUGAAAUAACUCAACCCGUUAGAAAGCGUUAAAGAAAUAACUGGGUGCGACGGUUGAAGUUAGCGUUAACUGGCAAAAUAUAACCAUAGUGGUGGUUUGGCAAGUAGUUGGCGGACAACAUCACGGCUGCAUAGUUGAAUUCAGCACUUUUGGAGGAGGAUGGGCGUGUUCGGGUCGCAUUAUUAUUCAUCUCCUGGACCAAGUAGAGGACGUACAUCCCUAGGUUAGAUGUAAAGUUGAAAGAAAAACCUCAUGAGAAAGGACAGUCUCCACCCGGAGGAAGAAGAGAGUGAGGAGGCAUGCCGUCUCGUUUCUGCAUAGUUUCGUGGUAAAUGCCACGAGUUGGAUGUGUUAAAAGCAGGGAGGGGAGCUGUGACAGAGUGGGUGGGUACAAUUGGAGUAUUGGCGGAAACUAUAAAGGCUAUUUCAGCAUAAAGUGUCUGCCAGCGCUGUCGACAUCUCUCUUCCCAGUCUUCCCAGUCAGGUGUAUCCUUCCCCAGUGAGGUAACAGGCUUAAUCCAGUAUAGCUAGGUGAAGGAGACAUGACUUGACCAGCUUUCGUCCGCUGCGCUUCCUGUCUGAAGUUUAUUUUUGGACACCGUUCUACUUUGCUGCUGUAAGGUAGAGCAGCCCCACUCUGCCUGGGAAGCAGUGACAGACGGACGGUUAGACUGCCCUGUGAAGUGUUCUCCUUUUCAUGGAUGCCAGGGUGGUCCAGCUGCACUUAUGGACAGCCCUUGUCCUCCUGAUAGCAGAACUGAAGUGGAUUGAAGCUGCAGAGGUCUACACCAACACCUGGGCUGUCCAGAUCAAUGGGGGGCCAGAGGAAGCCGACCGCAUCGCCAGGCAACACGGUUUCAUCAACCACGGCAACGUUUUUGGAGAUUAUUAUCACUUCAGGCAUCAUGCCGUGGAGAAGAGGGCUUUGUCUGGCCACAGGGGGAUGCACAUCAGACUGCAACAAGAACCACAGGUCCAGUGGGCGGAGCAGCAAGUGGUGAAAAUAAGGAAGAAGAGGGAUAUCUAUGAAGACCCAACAGACCCUGAUUUCCCCAAGCAGUGGUACCUGACCAACCCAACACAUGAAGACCUGAAUACCAAAGUAGCCUGGGCUCAAGGGUACACAGGAAGAGGUGUGGUGGUGUCUAUCCUGGACGAUGGCAUUGAGAAAGACCACCCAGAUCUCGUCAGCAAUUACGACCCUGAGGCCAGCUAUGACGUUAAUGAUGGAGAUGCUGACCCCCAACCAAGAUACACUCAGCGGAAUGAGAACAGACACGGAACUCGGUGUGCAGGAGAAGUUGCAGCAGCAGCCGACAACGGUGUGUGUGGUGUAGGUGUGGCCUAUAAUGCCAAAAUUGGAGGAGUUCGUAUGUUGGAUGGGGAGGUGACAGACGUGGUGGAGGCCCACUCUCUGAGCCUCAACCCGCAGCACAUCCACAUCUAUAGUGCCAGCUGGGGCCCAGAGGACGAUGGCAAGUCACUGGACGGCCCUGCCAAGCUGGCUAAGGAGGCUUUCCUCCAGGGAAUCACCAAGGGACGAGACGGACAGGGCUCCAUCUUUGUGUGGGCUUCGGGUAAUGGUGGCCGAGAGCAGGACAGCUGUAACUGUGACGGCUACACCAACAGCAUUUACACCCUCUCCAUCAGCAGCACCACACAGUCCGGCAACGUGCCGUGGUACAGCGAGCCCUGCUCUUCCACCCUCGCUACCACCUUCAGCUCUGGAAACCCGGGGGAGAAACAGAUAGUGACCACAGACCUUAGGCAAAAAUGCACAGACUCUCACACGGGGACGUCUGCCUCGGCCCCGCUGGCUGCUGGGAUCAUUGCUCUGGCUCUGGAGGCCAAUAUGAACCUGACCUGGAGGGACAUGCAGCACCUGGUGGUGAGAACGUCCCGGCCGGGACACCUCAGCGCCGGAGACUGGAAGACCAACGGAGUGGGACGCAGAGUGAGUCAUUCGUACGGUUAUGGGCUUCUGGAUGCAGGUGCCAUGGUGGCUUUGGCACAGAACUGGACCACAGUGGGACCACAGCGUCAGUGUGUCCACACUAUGCUCACAGAUCCGAGAGACAUCGGGAACAAGCUGGUGUUCAGCAGGAGCGUGGAUGCCUGCUGGGGACGACCCGAGUAUAUCAGCUCUCUGGAACACGUCCAGGCUCGCCUCACUCUCUCCCACAACCAGAGAGGAAAAUUGGCCAUUCAUCUCAUCAGCCCACUAGGCACGCGCUCCACCUUGCUGUUUCCCAGGCCCAAUGACUUCUCUUCAGAGGGAUUCAACGACUGGGCCUUCAUGACCACCCACUCGUGGGGGGAGGAUCCUCAAGGGGAAUGGACACUGGAAAUAGAAAACGUAGCUGCUAAUGGACAUGACUAUGCUGUGCUAAGUCAGUUCACCCUCUUCCUGUGGGGUACUGGACCCAGCGUCAUCAGCCCCUCAUCAUCUGACUUCCCUCGGCCGUCCAACAACAGCUGCAAGACCUUUGAUGCCCAGCAGAUCUGUAUCGAGUGCAGCCCCGGCUUCUCCCUCUUCCUCCAGGGUUGUGUGAAGUUAUGUCCGCCCGGCUUCACCUCGGGGCCGCAGCUCCUCAACCUCUCGCUGGAGAACUGGGUGGACCUGUCCUCGGUCCAGGCCUGCCUCCCCUGCAACCCCGCCUGCCUCACCUGCUCAGGCAGCGGGCCUACAGACUGCCUGUCCUGCCCGCCUCACAGCCACCUGGUUCUCACCUCCUGUCUGCACCAGAACCAGGUCCAGCGCAAAUCCCCGUUAGCUGGGGAAGUCCAGGGUGAGCGAGCGCAGCCAGAGGGGGGGAUCCCAGCAGCAGCAGAGGACCGCGGCGAACCUCCGGGGCUCGGCGUAGCUCCGUCCAGUCAGCUGCCCGUCGUCAUGGCCGUGCUCGGCUGUGCCUUCAUCCUGGCGGCCUUCGUCGGGGUCUUCCUCUUGCUGCAGAUGCGCUCAGGUGGCGCUUUUUGGGGCUGGAGGACCAAACUGCCCUCUGUGUGUUCACAGACAAGGGGGGUGCGGGUGGGCUUUGGUUUUGGCUUUGGCCAAGGACAGGAGAGGAAGGCCCGGGUAUGCUACAAGGGGAUCCCCACUGUGUGGGGGGACGAGGACGUGAUGGGCUACCAGUCUGAAUCAGACAGCGAGGAAGUGGACGGUCACGGCGAGAGGACAGCUUUUAUCAAGACACAGAGCUCGAUCUAGCUGAGCUGCAGAGUGUGCUGUUGUUGUGUCUGACGCCAGGACCCGGGUCUCAUCAGCAUCUAGACCGGACCGGAUGGAGCUGAGACAUAAAGGCUCCGAGCGACCACAAAACACACGCCUUACUGUCCCAUCGGCACCCAUCUAAAUGCAUUAAAGAGUCAAUUGUUAGUUUUUUCAUGUAUUUAUUUGCAUUUGUUAAUUUAUCUAAUUUGAUGCAAUAAUUGGAUGUCAGAGGUAUUCAUCAUGCAUUUGACUCUUUGUCGCCAAUUUCAGGCGUUGCAUAACUGUUAUUGUUGUUACUUUAAUGACCUGCUUGACAGAUUUUUUCCCAGUUUGUUAAAAGGUUUAUUUACAAGAAGAAUCAGUCAAAAUCAAGGCAGCAGAGACCGAGGACCGAGGUAUCCCGGCUUUAGUCCCAAGUAUAGGUCAGAAACCCCCAAACCUGAAUCCUGCAUUUCCCAUAAUGCAACUCAAAAGCCUCUUACGUUAGAGCCCCUCUGCCCUGUAAAUGGCCAUAUCUUUCAAAAAGCCACACCCCCAGCUUCUGAAAAAAGAAAUGUCAGGCCCAAUAACCAAUCAGAGUUU